CAGUGGCAGAAAGGCUGAAGGCUGCUUGCACACGAGUGAGUGACUGAGCGACCCUGGACUCUUCCAGCUUUAGUGGAUUACCUCCAAAAAUAGAGACUUUUAAAGACCAUGGAGGCUAAAAUCUACAUUUGCCUUGGUGCCUUGUUAGUUUUUCACCUGGGCGCUGCUGAACAUGGUGUCGAGCACGCCGCACACACAACACCACAACCAGACCUGGACCACCACACCAGUCCUCCGAAUACCAUAUUUGAAACAAGCUCCACUUCUUCUACUGGCAGAAGCUUGAACAUCACCACACAUUUGGAAACCUCCACGGUGACGGCACAACCAAACAAAGACAACGAUACCAACAUGGAGGUAACAUCAGUGGUGUCCAACCCAGAAAAGAGGGGUAACUUUACUGACGACACGACCUCAAACCCUUCAGUUCCUGUCGUCCUGACGUCAAUUGCCCCCAACACAUCCAGAAGCAUCCCUGCACACACAGCCCACACCGAUGCACCAACAUCAGCACAUUCGCAGCCAUCAGACCUACUUCCCGUCUCCACCGAACCAUCAAGCCAAACAACGUCAAACUCCCAAACACAUUCUCCCACAUCCGCCGCCAUGACAACGUACAGUACAACCGCCGCCACCACCCAGUCAACAGCCAGCACCGGCUCCACUCGAGAGACCCCCACAUCUCCCCCGUUGCUGCAAACCAGCUUGGGGCCGCACCCUGAGGCCUCUAGCGAAGCUCACCUGCAGACCACCACCAUAGCCCCGCCUCAGCUCACUGCUACACAGGCUAGGCUGCAUUCCGGAACACCGUCACCGCUCAAUGUAAAGGGCGAUGCCGUCAUGGUCCCAGACUCGCCUACACUGGAUCCCCUCUUGGCCGGCCUGGUGUCGGCCUUCAUCAUCACUGCUGCCAUCAUCACCUUGCUCCUAUUCCUCAAGCUGCGGCGAAGAGACAACAGACCAGAAUUCCGCAGGCUACAGGACUUACCCAUGGACGACAUGAUGGAGGAAACACCUUUGUCCAUGUACAGCUACUGAGAAAUGGAUGUGCAGCAAAACUCCCCAAAAGGCUCCUUUCUUCCAGGGUAUUUUUUUUUUGCCAUGAUCCAGCCAGGUCUAUCACCUUCUUGUGAAUGCUGUCCCAGAAGAAUCCAGGUUUCAAACAGUACGUGGGUAGUUACUAUUUAUGCAGCUCUUUAAUAUAAGCGCUGAUGGAGGAAACAGUGGACAACGAGGACAUCAGGUUCUGUAGCAAAUGUCUAUUUUUAGUCUUUUUAAGUACAAUUUGGACCUGUGCCUCUGCUCAUUACUGAAUAUUUUCAGCCAUUUGGGGGGGUGAUUUUAUUUCCCCGAGUGGACAGAAGAGAAGACAUGAUUCUGUCCAUCACCCAGAAGUCCUGCCAGACGCUCUGCUCUCUUUAUCAAAUGUAAUCUUAUUAAGGCUGGGAGAACUGAAGUCUUUUAGGAUGACGCACAGGCCCAAGAGGAGAAAAUAACAAAACAGCAUGAUUAGAGGGUUUUUUUUUAAUGAGGUUGCACUUUAUUUUUUUUCUGUGUGUGUGUGUGUAUAUGAGAAAUUUGUGUUUGUGCAGGCGUGCAGACAAAGCUGUGUGUGCAUUUUUAGGUGACUUUUAAGUGUGUGGGAGACUGGAGUUAUUUAAUUAUAUCUUUAAUUUAUAUGUUACUCUGUUUGCAAACUAUCUUAGGUACAUUUGCACAAUCAAUAAAAAGAGCUGUAUUAUAAAAAUAAUAAUGCUUUAUAUUAUAUUUUAAUAUGUGUUUAUAUAUAAUUUAGUGGACAUAUUUCAUGUCAUUUAAUUUUAUUGUAAGGUUUAAAAUGUAAUCGAUUAAACAAAUUUUAAACAUCUAGUCAUUUAUUUGUCUAAUAUAUAAUUAUUUAUGAGUACUGGUAAUUUGCAGUCGUGCAGGAUCAGCAGAGAGCUAAAAUUAUGUCAGCAUUAUUUAACUACAGCUAUUGUUAUCUCCCAGUAUGAACUACAGCCACAAUAAUUAAUUACCUCUCUCGUGUUAGAUCUGGUUAGGGCAGAGGUGUCCAAACUUUUUCCAGCGAGGGCCACAUAAUGAAAAAUGAAAGGAUGAAAGGGCCAUUUUGAUGUUUUGUAAAGUGAUACAUGUACUGUAGAUAUGCUAAGGAGUUAUAAGUAUUUCAAGAAAAAAAACUGUAGCCAACUUUGUGAUAUAGGUGAAAAAGUAUUUUAUUCCUAUGCAAUUUGGUCUUUCCCCAUUUUUGCUGUUGUUUUUUUCCCCCAAAAUAUUUCAACUUCUAUUCUUAUAUAAUCUUUGUAAAUUUUCUUCUCACAGUAUUCUGACUAUAUUCACAUCAUAUUUUAACUAUAUAUUCAUAAUAUAAUAACUUAUUCCCCAACCUAAUUUUCCACAAAUCACAACUUUAUUUUGUUUUGUUGGUUUCUCAUAAUAUUAUGACUUUAAAAAAAUAUAUAUAAUUUUUUUAAUAUUUCAACUCUAUGCUCCUAAAAUGACAUUUUUGUUUAUUCUUGUAAAAUUAUAGCUGUUUUUUCCAGUUCUGCUAUUCGUUUCCCCCCCCAACUAUUUCAAGUUUCGUCUUCUCGUAAUUACGACUUUAUUCAUAAUAUUUUGGCCUUAUUCCCAUAUUAUGACUUUUUUCCCAGCCCAAUUUUCCAAAAAUUACAGCUUUAGAUAUUGUACUUUUUCAUUAAUAUUUAAACUUUAUACUACUAAAAUUACAUUAUUUCUACUCCUAAAAUUACAAUUAUAAUAUUAUUGCUCGGUUAAUAUUAUUCUUCCCGUAGAUUACGUUUUCUUCUUAAUAUUUUGACUUUAUUAUUGUAAAAUUACUGCUGAUUUUUCUAUUUUGUUGUUUUUUUUAAAAAGAAAAGUUUUCUUGCCAAAUUGUAUAUUUUUAGAAUGUGUCGCAGGCCAAUAAAAAAACAGCUGCGAGCCGCAAAUGGCCCCUGUGCCAUCGGUUUGAGCGUGCAGGUGUACCUAAUGAAGUGUCCAGUGAGAGUAGCAUAUGUCCAUCCAUGUUGCAGUGCCUUUUAAUAAACAUUUCUAUUUAUCCAUACAUGCAACUAUGAUGAGCCUGGAGCAUGUUGUUGUUCAUUCAUUCCUUAAAGUGAACAGUGGCCUUUCAUAAAAUGUUCAUAUUGUAAAUACUAUGCUGUUGAGUGCAGCAACAUGGAUUAAUUUAUACAUAUACAAAAAAAAUCCCGCAUUUUUUGUGUUUAUACAAGUGUCAUCAUUGCAUUCAGAGGCUUUGCUGCUCAAUGUGGACUAUGGACUUCUUAUUAAAGAUGAUUUGAAAUCUAUC
Molecule: messenger RNA, 3310 nt
Organism: Dunckerocampus dactyliophorus (ringed pipefish)
Lineage: Eukaryota; Metazoa; Chordata; Actinopteri; Syngnathiformes; Syngnathidae
Product: mucin-2-like
Exons: 5
Coding region: 109-1038 (309 amino acids)
Source: RefSeq, a predicted model, not a curated record